UUGGAAAAACAUGAGAAGCCUAUUGAGUUCAAUUCAGCUAUUGAGUUGCCUGCCUUUCACUUGCUCGGCUACAAUCGUUUGAGCGGAGCGGUUCACUUUACAACNAGCAGAGUGGUUCACUUUACAACGGGCUCAUUUUCCCAACUGCGACUCGAGUUCGUCAUCUCUCAGUACAUUGACUUCUACAUGGCACAGGUUUUUGUGCCCGCUGGCCUGGUCGUCAUCAUCAUCUGGGUGCCCUUCUGGCUGAACAGGGGCAGUCAGACCCGGGUGGCACUGGGCGUGACGACAGUGCUCACCAUGACCACCCUCACGACGACACUCAACACUGACCUGCCUAAAAUAUCUCAAUUGACCGCACUUGAUGUUUACCUAUUUGUCUGCUUUGCGCAGGUUUUUCUUUCUCUCAUUGAGUACGCCACAAUUGGCUACUACGACGUCAA
Molecule: messenger RNA, 443 nt
Organism: Rhagoletis zephyria (snowberry fruit fly)
Lineage: Eukaryota; Metazoa; Arthropoda; Insecta; Diptera; Tephritidae
Source: RefSeq, a predicted model, not a curated record